Molecule: messenger RNA, 2498 nt
Organism: Dromiciops gliroides (monito del monte)
Lineage: Eukaryota; Metazoa; Chordata; Mammalia; Microbiotheria; Microbiotheriidae
Product: C-type lectin domain family 18 member C-like
Exons: 12
Coding region: 316-1641 (441 amino acids)
Molecular function (GO): polysaccharide binding
Source: RefSeq, a predicted model, not a curated record
UGGGUGGACCGGCUGGGAGGACAGAGAGGAUUCUGCAGCUCUAUCUGUCUCAGUUUUGCCUCUCUCCUUUCAAGAAGCCAGCAACUGUUUGGACAGAGCGGGACUGUUUGGACAGAGCGAUUACUCAACAGUCUCUCCCUUUUGUCUCCCCCUGCCCAGCCCAGACUGUCUAAAGUUUUGAAUAGACGUGAGUGCCUGGGAACGGGACUGGAGAACAGAGACGGGCAUAGCUCAGAGGCCCAGUCCCUCUCUCGCUGUCCUGCUCUGCCUAGCCCUGUACCAACAUAUCCAGUGCCCGAGCGGGAGUUGCCCCACAUGCAGGAACCAUGGGGGUCGUGCCAGAGGCUCCUGACCUUGCUCCUGAGUUUCCUUCACUUGACCUGGGCAGAAAGCCAAAUGUCCCAACUGCAGGAGAUUCCUCUAUAUCAAGCUCUGAGCUUGAAGGAGAGUUUCUUGCUUCUUGCCCUACACAACAGACUUCGGAGCAAGGUCCACCCGCCAGCUGCCAACAUGCAGAGGAUGGACUGGAGUGAUCAGCUGGCCAGGCUGGCCCAGGAACAGGCAGCCCAGUGUUCAGCCCAGGGCAUACUCCCUGCCCCGGCCCUGGCCCUGCAGGUGGGCUGGAACAUGCAGCUCCUGCCUGCUGGGGCUGCCUCCUUCACCGAUGUAAUCACCUCGUGGUUUCGAGAGGGGCAAUGGUAUACCUACUCGGCUGCUCAGUGUGCCAGUAACUUGACCUGUUCUCACUACACUCAGCUUGUGUGGGCCACUUCAAGCCAGCUGGGCUGUGGGAAGCACCUGUGCACAGUGGGCCUCCUGGAGAUGGAAGCAUUUGCUUGUGCCUAUUCUCCUGGAGGCAACUGGGAGAUGAAUGGGAAGACUAUUGUCCCUUACAAAAAGGGGGCCUGGUGCUCACUCUGUACUGCUGGUGUGUCAGGCUGUUUCAAAGCCUGGGAUCAUGGUGGUGGGCUCUGUGAGGUGCCCAGAAACCCAUGUCGGAUGAGUUGUCGGAACAAUGGACAUCUCAACAUCAGCACCUGUCACUGUGACUGCCCCCCAGGUUACACCGGCAGGUACUGCCAAGUCAGGUGCAGUGUCCGCUGUCAACAUGGCCGGUUCCGGGAAGAGGAGUGCUCCUGUCUCUGUGAUGUUGGCUAUGGUGGAGCUGAGUGUGCAAUCAAGGUCCAGUUCCCCUUCCAUGCCUGUGACCUUUGGAUAGAUGGCAGCUGCUUCAUGAUCUCCCCUGAGGCAGAUACCUACUAUGGAGCCAAGAGUAAAUGUCAGGAGAAGGGUGGAAUGCUGGCUCAGAUUGAGAAUCAAAAAGUCCAGGACAUCCUCGCCUUUUACCUGGGACGCUUGGAACCACGCAACGAGGUGACCGAUUCUGACUUUGAGACCAGAAACUUCUGGAUUGGACUGACCUAUAAGACCUCCAAGGACUCUUUCCGUUGGGCCACAGGAGAUCGCUACUCCUUUACCAGUUUUGCCUUUGGACAGCCAGACAACCAGGGGUUUGGUAACUGUGUGGAGCUGCAGGCAUCAGCUGCUUUCAAUUGGAAUGACCAGCGCUGCAAAACCCGAAACCGUUACAUCUGCCAGUUUGCCCAGGAGCACAUUUCCCAGUGGGACCUGGAGCCCUGAGGUGGUACUACCUGUCAUCUCUGCCAGCUUCCAGCCAAUUCCUCCUUCCCCCUGACCCAAACCUGUGACACCCAUCUGGAAGAAGAUGAUUUAGGCAGCUCAGAAGAUGCUUCCGGCUCUAGGAUACCCCCACCCGACAUCUUCUGUGCUCAUCUGGCAUCUCUGUAUUCCCAUGAAAGAGUGAUGGAGCCCAAUGAAUGAGGCAGAAGGGAAAGGGAGUGUGCUAGGGCACGUGAGUGUUAAGUGAAGCCAAUAGAGACUUGGCAGGCGGAAGUAACCACCAGAGGCCCCUAGUCACUAACCACCUCACCUUCCUUGUGCCCUCUUGGAUACAGGGUAAGGGGGGUUUCUGGGCCACCUUUUUCUCUUAAUGCUUUUUGCUUUGGUAUCUUUCCUUUUGCUUUUACUGGUAUACAGUGAGAGCCAAGAGAUGUGUGCCAGCCCCAGCUUUGGCCAUCCUGGAAGGAUCUGCCUCACAUCAUAAGCAUUGCUCAUUAGAUCAUUCAAUGCCUGCCCCUGGCAGGAAGCAUGGGUAGAGAAACCACACCCCAAGCCCCUCUUGUGUGUGUGUAUGGUAGUGAGUCUGAGUCCCACGACCUGGCUAGUGAUGGGACUGGGCAAGAAACGUAGCAAAGCAGCAGCUCUGGGCACUUAGAAUGUAUCUUGUGAAGGAAUAAACUAAUUUAUGCCUAAACAUGGUGGUGUUUUCUUCACUCUUGACCCUCCCUUGUCUCCUGGCCUGGAGAACAGAAUUAUUUAGACUUGACCAAUGUCUCCCCUAGGUUUUGGAAUGGGGCUGCUUUCUUCUCUUCCAUGCCCACGUCUGUGCCCACUCAACUGAAGGAGUCCCUAGGGGU